AGCUUACUAUUACUUCCUCUCAAACAGUCAGUGCAUUCUUUCACACCAGCGUCUUGGUGUCAUUGUAGCUACAGCAAGAAGAUCUAUGCAACAGCUACUGAAAUAUCAAUCGAAUAUACUUCAUUUUGUAUGUUUUUCUUUGAUUUCCUGGAUUUUAACCAAUGAUCAAGCUUGGGUAUUUGAUUGACAUGCGUGUUAAAAGUACUACAUGACAACUUGACAGCAGUAGGCUAGCCAUGGUGGAGCAAGCUUGGGUAUUGAGGAGUUUACUGGAGGAGUUGCAGACAGAGGAGGAUGAGGACCAGGAAGCACCCAAUGGGAUCUUUGCACAAUUUACUAGGCUGAGAAACCAGUCCAUGAAGUACCGCAGUGAGAGGACCUUCACCACUAAGUCAGCAGAGAAGUCGGACAACAUCAAGAAAAACAGAUACAAAGAUAUUAUACCCUUUGACCACAGCAGAGUGAAGCUAACUUUCACCACAUCCAAAAAUGACACUGACUACAUCAAUGCUAAUUUCAUCAAGGGAGUGUCAGGCUCCAGGGCGUACAUAGCCACUCAGGGCCCACUGCCUCACACUGUACUCGACUUUCUCAGGAUGCUGUGGGAAUACAACAUCAAGGUUGUGGUGAUGGCAUGUCGAGAGUUCGAGAUGGGGAAGAAAAAGUGUGAAUGCUAUUGGCCAAAGGAACAGGAUGCACCUUAUGUCUGCGAACCCUUUACCAUUUACUGUGAUUCAGAGAAAAAUAAAGGAGAUUAUGUGACAAGGACGCUGAGAGUGAAUUAUCGCGAUUGCAGCCGGACCCUGAAGCAGCUCCAUUAUGUGAACUGGCCUGACCAUGGUGUUCCAGACUCCAUCCCUCCCAUCCUGGACAUGCUGCAGGAGAUGCGCUCGUACCAGGAUCAUGACGACACACCCAUCUGUAUACACUGCAGUGCUGGCUGUGGCCGAACAGGAGUCCUCUGUGUUAUUGAUUACACAUGGAAUCUUUUAAAGAAUCAGAUGAUCCGCCCUGAUUUUAACAUUUUCGAACUGGUUCAAAACAUGAGAACACAGAGGCCAUCCGUGGUCCAGACCAAGGAACAGUAUGUGCUGGUGUACAGAACCAUCAAACUCCUUUUUGAGAGAUAUUUGGAGUCGGAGGAGUCACUGGAGCAAGAAAGCGAGGUUGACGCGGAGGAGGUCCUGGCUGAGUUGGGGAGCGGCUAUGAUAUGAACGAAGAUUUGAAUGAUCUGGAAACACAGCUACAACAUCUGCUGGAAACAGCAGCACAUCCACCACCAUCAGAACAUGUGUAUAGAAACCAGACUGAGACCAACCACCUGUGGCAGCAUCAUGACGAUCUGCAGGUGACAUCUUUUUUCUCUGAGAUCCCACAAAGCACAUCUCCUCAAGAACUGAACCUCCUGACUGAACCAGAACCAGAGGAGAGGAAAGGAGGGUGGAUAGAGGAGAGAGUGGAUGAGAGGAGAGAGGAGAGGAGGGACAGUGAAACCAUAGAAACCAUGGCCCCUCGCCCCUCUUCCUCUACAGCGACUAUGUGUCUGACUGUAGAAGAUCCAUAUUUUGACUCUCCAACAGAAGAACCAUCUCCACACCCGUGGUCCUCCUCUGGGACCCCCUCACUGAGCCUCAAUGACCAGCCUGUGGAAGUCUUCACCUGCAAUGACUCUGGCACUUUAGAUGUCCAUUCUGAUGAUGAAAUCCCUCCUCCUCUGCCUGAAAGAACUCCUGAGUCUUUUGAAAUACCUGAAAAUACAGAGCCAUGUGUGAGAUUAUCUGUGGUAAUUCCUCCAAAUGCUGCAGCUGCUGCUGUCAGGGAACUGACAGGUAGUAGUACAGGUAGUAGUCCUCCAUCACCGGCCCCCCCACUUCCAGAGAGGACACCGGAGUCUUUUGAGUUAGCAAUAGAUCCAUCUCCAUCAGAGGAGAAUAUAGAGCCCACCCCUCCUGUAAACUUGAACCUGCUGGGUGUGUCUUCAGAGUGGUCCGGCAGCUCUGGGGCUGGUGUGGACCAUAAUGAGACAAAGACCUGGUCCAGGAGUAAGAGUCUCAGAGCAAAAAUGACUUUUUCAGAAUUCACACAACCCAAACAGACCUCAAAUACCAGUUCAAAACCCCCUCGAAGACCUCUGGAGUUACCUCCUCCACCUCCUCCUCCAGGGCACCCACUUCCAGCUGUCUCUCCACCUCUCACACAAGACAACACUCAUGGCUUAAACCGCUUGGGACCCCCACUCUUAGAAAUAGUGCCCCCCACUCAGAGCGUGGGCAUUUUCUCAGAGCAGAACGGACCAGCUCAGUCCAAGAGUUUCCUCGAUGUUGUCAUGAACCGGAGCAAGAGUGUUCGAGUAAAAGGGUCGUUCAGAGAACCCCCGGCUGCCUCUCGGUCCCGGACCCCUCCUCCUGCUGCUGCGGCGGCCUUGGAGACCACCACCCACACAAAUGCUGAUGAAGGACAUGCUGUGAAUAAUAAACUGUUGUCUGCUGGAGCUGAAGUGUCUGAGAAGAGCAUGAGCAGAUCUAAGAGUUUGAAGUUCUUCCGAGGCAAACACAAAACAAAACUGGAGCCUCCUCCAUCUCAACCCUCCACUCCUCCUCCUUCAUAUGAAUCACUCACUUCGUUUUUCAAAUUUGGAUUCGGGACUCGUUUCAGCAAACCAAAAGGCCCUAGGCGAUAUCCAGAGACUUGGGUUUGAUUCGGCUUGUCCCGAUUUAACUGUUUGCAUACGUCAAAUGCUGGAUGUAAAUUUACAAAGAAAGCUGCUUAAAAAGAGAAGAUAUGAUGUAAUAUAUAAAGAUAAAAUGCUCUCACAGACCACUGAUUUUGACAGAAUGAAAUGGCAGAAAGUAGGACUGAAAAAGAAAAAGAUUGACAACUAUGUUAAAGGUGUGCUAUGUAACUUUUCUGAUGGAGGGUAUGCCACCUAGAAUAGUUUGUAGCAAAGCUGAUUUAUCUCCGUGAAGACAAGCAGAUCAACAGGUCUUAUCUAUGGAAAGGCAAGCCAGGUUACAGUAAAAAUGCAUGUUUUUAAAGGUUUGUUACAUUGUGAAUUAAAACAAAUAUUGUAUAGACCAGUAUGUAGCAUUAUCAUUAUACAACAGUGUGUAUUUUGCUAAGUGUAAAAUGUAUUAGCUUAUAAUCCAAAAACAAUAUUAUUGCAGCCAUGGUUGACAAGCUUGAACAUUUCAUUCAAUUUUAUAAGAAAAUAUCAGACAGAAAAAACAGUCUGCCAUUUUGUACUUGUCUUGAUAGUCAGCAUUUAUUCUUAAUGCCCAGGGAAUACUGUUACAAAGUAUUGUUCUAAAAGAAAGUUUAUUGUGUCGUAUUUGUAAGUGUGUGUAAGGACUGUGUGUCAAACUGCUUGUGGACAAAUAUAUUUAUUAAUAUAUUUAAACAUCAAA
This is a messenger RNA of Boleophthalmus pectinirostris (great blue-spotted mudskipper), 3405 nucleotides long. RefSeq names its product protein tyrosine phosphatase non-receptor type 22 (gene ptpn22). Gene Ontology annotation, biological process: peptidyl-tyrosine dephosphorylation. NCBI's taxonomy places the organism in Eukaryota, Metazoa, Chordata, Actinopteri, Gobiiformes, Gobiidae. The record is from RefSeq and is a predicted model, not a curated record. Bases 237 to 2699 code for a protein of 820 amino acids. The transcript has 27 exons. Gene Ontology annotation, molecular function: non-membrane spanning protein tyrosine phosphatase activity. Gene Ontology annotation, cellular component: cytoplasm; nucleus.